UGCAGAUGUGAACUGCCUGCACGGGACGCUGAAGCCGCUGCACUGCGCCUGCAUGGUGGCUGACGCCGACUGCGUGGAGCUGCUGCUGCAGAAGGGAGCGGAGGUGAACGCCCUGGACGGGUACAGCCGCACCGCUCUGCACUACGCGGCCGAGAAGGACGAGGCGUGCGUGGAGCUGCUGCUGGAGUUCGGCGCCGACCCCAACGCGGCCGACGGCAACCGCGACACCCCCCUGCACUGGGCGGCCUUCAAGAACCACGCCGAGUGCGCGCGGGCGCUGCUGGACGGCGGCGCCCUGGUCAACGCGCGCGACUACAACGCCGACACCCCGCUCAGCUGGGCCGCCAUGAAGGGCAACCUGGAGAGCGUGGCCGUGCUGCUGGACUUCGGCGCCGAGGCGCGGGUGCGCAACCUGAAGGGGCAGAGCCCGGCCUCGCGCCUCGUGGCGCUGCUGCUGCGCGGGCUGGGCUCCGAGCGCGAGGACUCGUGCCUGGAGCUGCUGCGCCGCGCCGCCGGCCACCUGGAGCCCUGGGAGGCGGCGCGGGACCGGGACCCGCGGCUCGGGGACAGGCUGGGCACGCUGGGCACCGCCCCCGGCAGCCUGCAGGGCCUGGCGCGCUGCGCCGUGCGCCGCAGCCUCGGCGUGCGCUUCCUGCCUGAGGCCGUCGAGCAGCUGCCGCUGCCCACCAGCCUCAAGGAGUAUCUGCUGCUGCUCAGCUGAGGGACACAAAUCCUGAGCAGCCUCCUCAAGGAGUAUCUGCUGCUGCUCAGCUGAGAAACACGAAUCCUGAGCAGCCUCCUCAAGGAGUACCUGCUGCUGCUGAGCUGAGGGACACAAAUCCUGGAGCAGCCUCCUC
Molecule: messenger RNA, 857 nt
Organism: Corapipo altera (White-ruffed manakin)
Lineage: Eukaryota; Metazoa; Chordata; Aves; Passeriformes; Pipridae
Gene: ASB8
Product: ankyrin repeat and SOCS box containing 8
Exons: 2
Coding region: 53-721 (222 amino acids)
Biological process (GO): intracellular signal transduction
Molecular function (GO): protein binding
Source: RefSeq, a predicted model, not a curated record